This is a messenger RNA of Entrophospora sp. SA101, 243 nucleotides long. NCBI's taxonomy places the organism in Eukaryota, Fungi, Glomeromycota, Glomeromycetes, Entrophosporales, Entrophosporaceae. The record is from the annotation of a GenBank genome assembly.
AUGUCAGAUGAAGUGAUUUGGCAAAAUUUUUGUCAAAAUGAAUAUAAUGUCACUGGAUUUUGUAGUAGACAAUCUUGUCCAUUGGCAAAUAGUCAAUAUGCAACUGUUCGUGAAAUAAAUGGUACAAUUUAUUUAUAUACAAAAAUCGCUGAAAGAGCUCAUACUCCUGCAAAAAUAUGGCAAAAAACAAAACUUUUAAAAAAUUAUAAAAAAGCUUUAGAACAGAAUUUUUUAUAUCGAUAA